AUGUCGGUAUUUCUGACAGAUAAUCGACGUGGAAUGGAGGUUACCAAGAAUUCUCAUGGAAGUGAACAGGAAAUAAAGUUGACCUGCAAUUCUUGUGUCCGAGGUCGCAAAAGCUCUAGCAUCACCUGGACUCUAAAUGGGAAAAAAGUUAAUGAUGACAUUCAUGUAAAGAAACUAAAAAAUGUAUACUUCGUGAAAGACAAUCCCCAAUAUUAUGGUCUCUGGAAAUGCAGCAAUGCCAAUUGUCCUAUACAAUCUGACGGCUAUUGCUUGGAAAAGGAAUCCAGAGUUUCAGAGAGAUCAGAGACUGAGGAAAUGCCCUGGUCUACCCCAGCACCAUUGGAUACAGGCAAGAAGUUAAUGAUCCAAAUCAUUGUCGGUUGUGUGAUAGGAAUUAUCGCUCUCCUAGGGAUGGUGGUGACUAUAUUUGUUCUCUGGCAAAAGCUUCUAUCACGGAGAACCAGCCCUAGUAAAAGUGCAAAGGAGCCAAAAUCACAAGUGAUUCAGAAUUCAUUUGAUCUGGAAAAACCCCUAGAAAACCAAGGGAAGGAGAAAGACGUAGAGAUGAAUGAGGGAGCAGAAGGAAUCCAAUACUCAGUGCUACAACUCAAGGAGCCAGAGCAAUGCCAGAGUCAGAGAAAGGAGGGGACGCCUGCUAUCAUCUAUGCAGAAAUGCCCACAGGCAAUUGUUCGAAGAGCUGA
Messenger RNA from Thamnophis sirtalis, 702 nucleotides. Lineage: Eukaryota; Metazoa; Chordata; Lepidosauria; Squamata; Natricidae. The record is from RefSeq and is a predicted model, not a curated record.